This is a messenger RNA of Rhizopus microsporus ATCC 52813, 492 nucleotides long. Its product is annotated as putative peptidyl-prolyl cis-trans isomerase/cyclophilin. Gene Ontology annotation, molecular function: peptidyl-prolyl cis-trans isomerase activity. Gene Ontology annotation, biological process: protein folding; protein peptidyl-prolyl isomerization. The coding region runs from base 1 to 492 and encodes 163 amino acids. The record is from RefSeq and is a predicted model, not a curated record. The transcript has 5 exons. Lineage: Eukaryota; Fungi; Mucoromycota; Mucoromycetes; Mucorales; Rhizopodaceae.
AUGGGAUCUAACACUUUCUUUGACAUUACUAUUGACGGCAAGCCUGCUGGACGUAUCGUCUUCAGGCUCUUUGAUGACGUUGUCCCCAAGACAACUAGAAAUUUCCGUGAACUCUGUACUGGUCAAAAUGGUUUUGGAUACAAAGGAAGUUCAUUCCAUCGUAUCAUUCCUCAAUUUAUGCUUCAAGGUGGUGACUUCACCAAAGGAAACGGCACUGGUGGAAAAUCCAUCUAUGGUGAGAAAUUUGAAGAUGAAAACUUCAAAUUGAAGCAUGACCGACCUGGAUUGUUGUCUAUGGCUAACGCUGGCAAGAACACAAACGGUUCUCAAUUCUUUAUUACGACUGUUGUUACCAGCUGGUUGGAUGGAGCACAUGUCGUAUUUGGAGAAGUUGUUGAAGGAAUGGAUCUUGUAAAGAAGAUUGAAGCUUUGGGUUCAGCAAGUGGUACACCUAAAGCCAAAGUUACCAUCGAAAGUUGUGGUGAAUUGUAA